UGUGCAUUCAUUAGGGCGUUGGGGCCUGGGCCGUAUCUCAUUACACACACACCACGUACAAUAUUAUUGUUUGAUCCCCUUUGAGUAGGGGGAAUUUCGGGGGCAGUCGCUAAAAGUGUGUAUGUAUGUUUCGAUAGAUUUCCGGUACAACUUUUUAGCACAUCGCAAAGGGGAGCUGAUGACGACGCCUCGUCGCAAAAAUUGAAAAUUAAAAGUUAAAAGAAUAAGAGGAGCGUGGGGAAAGCGGAUCCCCUCCAUUAUCAAUGGCUUGCAGUUGCAGCCCGCUGUUCUUUGUCUUUCUGCGAAAGAACCUGCUCUACUUGCGCUGCAACUUCCUGCCACUGUUGUGCAUCUGCACGGGACUCGUCGGCGUACUAUGGGGUUAUUUGCACUGGUCUAUCAAGCCCCCUGUGCCGCAAUUGACGGACUUCGAGCCCAAAAAUGAACUGGUACUGAAACAACUGUAUUUCCCGGGAAAUGAUUUUGACUAUAUAUACUAUGCGCCCAGCAUCGAAAAUGUGGAGGAUAUCGUGGACCUACUGCGUCUGGAUUUGCAGAUUGCCCCAGAGCGAUUCCGGGCUUACAACAGCACUUCCGAGAUGCAGCUCGAGCUGGAACAGCAGUGCAGGGGCAGCUGCUUUGCCAUCAACUUUGAGGAGGUGCCCAACCGUGGUAGUGCCGGGAAGUUCCGAUACAGCUUGAGCUCAAGUCACAUGCGCCUUUCGCCCAGAAAGCGAUUCGUAAAUGACGAGGAAGUCAAUCGCCAGAAAGACGACGAUGACUACAUUCGGUCGGGAUUCCUAACCCUGCAGCUGAUACUGGACAAACAAUAUAUGAAGUAUCAGAGCCUGGAGGCAAACUACAAUAUACUGGUCAGUUCCAUGCCUAACUUGGAGGUGGCCAGCAUGGACAGUCACCGACUCAUAUACUUUGGCACCUUGUUCAGCGUCAUCUUCAGCGUGGUUCUGCUGAGCACCUUCGUGGUUCCCUUUGUCGAGGAGAAGCAGAACGGGUUGAAGGAGUUCCUUAACCUGGUCACGCCCAUGAGUUUCCUUAACGGCCUUACAUUCUUUCUCAUCCGUCUCGUGUGCUAUGCGGCGCUACUUCUCUUCGUCCUCAUCCUCGCCUAUUGCUACGAGGCCCUGGGACUAAUACGCUUCGCCUACGUGGCUGUGUUGUUCCUGCUUUACAUUUUGGCCACCAUGUCGUAUGCAUAUCUUAUAUCGGUUUGCUUUCAUUCAGUAUUUUAUGCGAAGAUUGGUGGCCUGGUGAUGUUGAUCAUUCCAUAUGUGUUUACCUUUGUUCGCACCUGGGCCACCGCUUUGGCCUUCUACUUUUUUAGCACCAAUGCCUUUCUGGAGGGUCUGGACGUUUUCCAGACAUUUUCCAACAAGCAUCGCACCUUUGGAGGAGCAGAUCUCUUCCGUGAAGUUAAAUAUGACUCCAGUCGGAUGUUCUCGAUUUACAUUGUCCUGCUGUUCCAAUCUCUCUUGUACGCCCUUGUCUACAACUACUUGGGUUGUGUGUUUCCCGGACCGGGAGGCCUGAAGCGCCCAUUUCUCUUCUUUUUGGACCCCAAAACCUACCAGAAGCGGCAGCGCAAUGAAUAUACGACCGCACCAAGAGGCACACAGGCCAUCAUCAUCACGGAGCUGUGCAAGAAGUUCCAGACAAGUAAACGAGAAACGCUCAUUUCUGACAACCUAAGUAUGACGAUCAACAACAAGGAGAUUACUGUGUUGCUGGGCCACAACGGGGCUGGAAAGACCACGAUGAUGAACAUGAUAAUGGGACUGGUGCCCAAGGAUUCGGGCAAGAUAGUUGUCUGCAGCGAGCGCGACGUGUCCUCCUAUCGCCACCUGAUCGGCUUCUGCCCCCAGCACAGUGUAUUUAUGAGCUACAUGACCUGCCACCAGCACUUGGAGUUCUUUGCCCAACUUCGCGGAGAAACUCGCAGCAAUGCCCGCAGAUGGGCGGAUGAGAAGCUCAUGAAACUGGGGCUGAGUGACAAACAAAACGAGUUCGGACGAAACUUAUCUGGUGGCAUGAAGAGACGUCUAUCCCUGGGCAUAGCAAUUGCCGGAAAUACCAAAAUUGUUAUUCUCGACGAACCGUCAUCAGGACUGGAUAUCAACUCACGGCGCGAACUGUGGGACAUCCUGCUGAAUCUGCGCAAAGAGAAGGCCAUUCUGGUCACCACCCACUACAUGGAGGAGGCCGAGGUGCUCGGCGACACCAUCUGCAUACUGGCCAAUGGCAAGUUGCAGACUACGGGAACCCCCCUGGAGCUCAAGCGCAGGUCUGGCAUCGGUUAUCGCCUAAAACUGGAGGUCAGCGACUUUACACACAGAGAAGACGAAAUCAUGCAAACAAUACGCGACUAUGUGCCACCGGCCUCCGUCCUGAAUGUGGUGAAACCGACCGCGAAUAUCUGUCUGCCGUAUGCGUAUAAAAGACAAUUCCCAGAAAUGCUUCACAAGCUUGAGACCAACAUGAAUCAGUUGGGUAUUCAAACGAUUUCCAUGACCGACACAACCCUGGAAGAUGUGUUCUUAAAAUGUGCCGGUGAGCAGGACCAGGUGGAUACCCCGGACGGAUCUCGGACUGAUAUGCCGCUCUUGGCUCCCUAUAAGCGUUUACCCAGCCAACACGUUGAACCUAGCCUUUUGCAGCUUUGGCUGGCGGUGUUCUACAAGAAGUGGACGUUUCUCUCGCAAGAAUGGCUGUACUCUUUGAUCAUGCUGUGCCUUCCCUUUGUCUGCGUUUUCGGUGCAAUUCUCGCCAUGCACGCCAUGUCUGUGGUGGAAAACGAGGAGGCUUUGCCGCUGAAACUCAGUCAAAUGGGCAGUGGAAUCGUCUACAUAUACAAUCCGACGGGGCACCAUGGCCAGGUGGAGCAGCAACUGCGUCAGCAGAUCGAGCUAAGCGGGAUCACUGCGAAAACAAUGCAGCUCCGUGGGGACAACGAUAUAAAAAAUGAAUCCCUCGACCUACAACGCGACAACUUGGCCGAUUUCCUCGAACAGGUGGUGGGCAUUAUUGACAUGUACGGCGACGGCAGGGGCACUGGCGGAGCGACGCCCACCAUAGAGAUCUACUUCUCCGGGAAUCGCUACCAUAGCUCUGUGGAACUGAUUAACCUGGUGGACUCCGCCAUGCUAGGGCUAGAGCGGCCAGGGUCAGAUAUAGAUGCGACCUAUGUUCCCAUCCGGCGUUUUAUCAGCGACAUAAGCGCCUCCAGGCUGGAAUACUAUGCGGUCAUCGUGUCCGUGGGAAUGUUCUUUUGCAUGUUCUACUUCAUUGCCCUGCCCUUCAGGGAAUACGCGAACGGUUUCCGCAGACUUCAGACCAUGUCACGAUACACCUACUGGGCCGCUCACUUUACCUUCGACGUGCUGACUCUGGCCGUCGUCUGCGUGUCCCUGCUCCUCCUGCAACAGUUGUUCAUGCCCGCUGAGCUCUAUUCCAAGAUGGAGCUUCGGGUGAUUGUGGCGAGUAUAUUCUUCUACGGAUGCAGCUACCUGCCAAUUCUCUAUGCGCUGGGCAACAACUUCAAGUCCAUUUCCACGAUAUCCACCUACCUGCUCCUAAUGCUGAUUGUUUCGGCCAUCGCCCCCCUAAUAACCUCCAGCACCUCGUCCGCGAUGAAAUUGCACGAGACAAAGAUCGCAUUCUUGUGCUUCCUGCCGGACUUCAAUCUGAACCACCAGCUGCGCAUUAUCAAUGAAAACUUUAUUACCCGCCGACGGGUAUUGGCUCCCGGAAAAACACAUCAUCUGCUCAGCGAGGAGGUCUUCUUUGCCUACGCCAUUGCGGUGUGUGUGCUGGUCAUGGCGUUCUUUACCGUCGUCCUGGAGCAUAUGUAUCUGCGCCGGAAAGUGCAGGAAGCCUUCUAUCGAAAUAUCUCAAUGUUCACGCAGAAGAAGAACUCGUUGCGCACCAGUCCCAGCGGCACCCACCUGUCAAUUGAUUGUGCCAAGGAAGAGCAGCUGGUCAGAGAGCUCAUCGAGCAUCCUUCAGAGGGCUAUCCCCUGGUUGUGAGUGGCCUUCGCAAGCGAUACCAGGACAAGGUGGCUGUCAAUGGACUCAGCUUUGCGGCACAGCGGGGCGAGUGCUUUGGUCUGUUGGGCGUCAAUGGAGCGGGCAAGACCAGUACCUUCCAGAUGAUCGCUGCCAACUUGGCGCUCGACGGCGGCAGCAUCUGCAUAGAUGGCAUAGAGAUUCGGCAGAAUGAAGUGGCCUACCGUCACCGCUUUGGCUACUGCCCGCAGUACGAUGCACUGAACAAGUUUAUGACCGCCGAGCAGUGCCUGCACUACAUGGGCCUGCUGAGGGGCUUAAGUAACUCUGCUGAGGGGCCGGCCAGCGUCAAGGAGAACGUAAAGUACUGGCUGGAAAAGAUGCACUUGACCAAGUAUCAGCAGGUGGAGGUGCGCCAUUAUUCGGGCGGCACAAAGCGGAAACUUUUGGCCGCCAUGGCCAUGAUCGGGGCACCCACGCUGGUGCUCCUGGACGAACCCACUACCGGCGUAGAUCCAAUUUCGAGACGAUUUUUAUGGCAGUGCAUUAAGGACUUUCAAGGACAGGAACGGACUGUGGUGCUUACUUCGCACAGCAUGGACGAAUGCGAGGAGCUGUGCAAUCGACUGGCUAUCAUGGCGCACGGUCAAUUCAAAUGUCUGAACAAUAUCUGUGCCCUAAAGCGUUUGAGUGGCUUCACCAUUAAACUAAAAAUGAAGGAGAACACAGAAACACAGAACCCAGAGUCGAAUGUGUGCACGGUGACCGGUAUGCUAAGGUCACAGUUCCCAGGACUAGAGCUGCGGGAGAACCAUGCCGGCACUCUUACGUACUUCGUAAGCAUACAGGAAACCGUAAUCCAGUGGUCGAAUGUGUUCAAGAUAACGGAAGAUUAUUUGGCCGAUCGGCUGGGGGACAUUGUUGAGGAUUACUCUGUGAACGAGUGCACGCUUGAGGAUAUUUUCCUCAAGUUCGACAAACAGGAUAAGUCCCAAUCAACGUCACGCCAAUCAUCGGUACAGAGAAGCCCGGAAGUCCUUAGCCACGUAUGAGCGUGGGUUGGGCUUGGCAUAUCGAAAAGACUGAGCACAAAACUGUCGUCCUGAGGAUCACUUCUGCCUUUUUCGCGGCAUCAUCCCUCUAUAUCUCACCUGUAAAAAUUCCAUUUGACACCUUCCCCGGCCCGUAUUCAUUUUUACAGAGAAUCUCAAAUAGGAAAGAAGACACAUCUGAUCCUCUCGACCGGCAGUCACUUGGACUCAGUUCUGACGGCAGGAUUUUUCUACUUAAUGUAUGUAUGAAUGUGAAUACUAAUAUCUAAGACAUUAACUGUGUGCAAGAUAUGAAAAUGAAAUAUUUAUUUAUUGAAUAUGUUACUUUAACACUUUUAGAUACUAUCUUUUCAAUAAAAUAAAUUUGAAA
Molecule: messenger RNA, 5442 nt
Organism: Drosophila kikkawai
Lineage: Eukaryota; Metazoa; Arthropoda; Insecta; Diptera; Drosophilidae
Gene: Eato
Product: Engulfment ABC Transporter in the ovary
Biological process (GO): lipid transport; transmembrane transport
Cellular component (GO): intracellular membrane-bounded organelle; membrane
Molecular function (GO): ABC-type transporter activity; ATP binding; lipid carrier activity
Source: RefSeq, a predicted model, not a curated record